AUGGCCCUAUACUCGUUAGCCUGCCAAUACGACGACCUCUUGGAAUUCUGGCCAUCGUUGUUCAACAUUUUUUUUGCUUGUUGGCCGAUCAUUCCAGAGUCCGAGGUCCUCACCACUGAGCAGCAACACUCCCUUUUUCAGGCGGAAGAACAGCGCAAACUCCGCAUUAAAGCUUGGUUCGAACAAAAGAAGACCAACUCUAUGGUACCACUUACCAUAACGUCUGUGUCUGCAGAUGGCCAGAUGGUCUUGCAUUUUGAGGAGCCGUUCGAGGAAGCGUUCAACCCAAAGUGGACCACCGAUGAACAGUAUGUCUGGCUUCAAGAUCGGUUAGCGACGUAUAUGGUCCACACGAAGGAAAAGGAUUACUCACGUUUCUGGGCUCCGUGUUGUAUAGCCUGGUUCGCGCAGUUCCCAGAACAUGCGGUGGUCUAUCCUGACAUCCCCAAGGAUGUUGAGCUUACCUGCAAGCAGCAAAAGGUCGUUGAGCUCGCAGAGGAGGCGCGUGAGGCGCAACUACACACCUGGUUUCGCUGGCGUGUCAAUAAAUCUAAGAAGAACCGCAGCCUAAAGAAGAAACUAACGCGUAUCAAGCCCUUGGUGAUGGCUGAGCAAGAUGCCGGAAACGUGGCAACGUCCGGCAAGCGCGUGGCCCUUGGUCGAAAAUUCUCGAAGGAGUUACUGGAAGAUGAGACUGAAGAGAUCAAGGCAGAGAUUCGUGAAAAGUAUGAGGAACAACUCACUCACAAGAAGCGCGCCAAGCGUGAGAAGAACAUUCUUGACGAUGACGCCGACGACAACGACAAUGAAGAGUUAGAUGCGGAGGCAAUCAUGCAAGGUAUAGAUGACUUACCUGUCAUUUGUCGACGCUUCGCGAAGCUUGUCAAGCAGAAGACUCGCUUCAUGGUCUCGUUUAUGUUUGCUGGUCCUGAUCCUAGAAAUGACUGGGACAUGACGACAUUAUCGUGUCAUCCUUCAGAAACACCUCAAGGCGAUUCCUUUGCCGAGCUAUACCAGACGGCUGAUAGCGACUUCUUGGCAGCCUUCCAGCAGUAUGCAGAACAAAUAUUUCCUGGCAACAAGCGGAAGCCCGACAACAAGGCUGAAAGCAGUGAGAUUGGAGGCAUUGCUGAGGAAGAGUCUGAGGAGCGUGAAGAGGAUGGGGAGGAGUGCGAAGAGGAUGGGGACAAAGACGAGGAAGGUGAAGAAGAUGAGCCCAAUGCGCAGUCUACAGACGUCGAGGAAGAAUCUCAGCUAAAUGUGGAUGAGGGCGAGGCGAAUCAGUACAUGGAGUCUGCAGUCACUCUUCCCAUCCCUGGUGCAUCCUUAGGCGAUGCAUCUGAUGCAUCAAGUCUUGGGGGAUCAUCUGUGAUGCACGCGUCGAUGGAGAUGACUGCCAGUUUACCGUCCUAUGGCACGCCGUUCUAUGGCAUGUCAAUGUAUGACAUGCAGCCUCAGCCCAUGUACGGCGCCCAUGCCAUGUAUGGUGGACAGGAUCAAAUGUAUGGCACGCAAGGACCAACAUAUGACGCACAGGGCACCAGCCAUGCUUUACUCGCUGGAAAUUCCUGCCUCACUGGGUCUGAUGUGUCGCUUCACUCUCAAGGAACCGCAUUCCCACUACAGACGACUAACCACUUCGAUUUCGGCAUCCCUCCUUCUAAUUUGUUCAUGCCAGGCGCCGUCACCCCCGAGUUUUCGUUCGAUCAGGGAUUCCAGGCUGCAAAUUGGAACAACCAGGCCUGGAGCGUGAACAACAACAAUCGAGGCUGGAAUUUCAGUUCUGCUGAACAAAGCAGCCUGCAGGACUCACUCAACUCACUUCCUGCUCUGCCUCCUCCUGCCAGUGAGCCCAAUGAGGACUCGCGACCUGUUCUACCUUCUCCCAACCCGAUCCUGAGUACGGACGAUACUUCUCUCCCUUCCAUCGGCAAGGCUCGCACGAGGACUGGCAGAAGGGUUGCCCAGAAGGCUACCAAAAAGGGAGACAGCCAGAAGCGUCCUAAUACUAAGUCGACCAAACCCUCAGCUGAAACAGCAACACAGCCGUCUCCCAUUGUGUGUGCCACCAAGAACAAGCAGCCGGCUAAAUCCUCUUCCAAGAAGUUGUCUGUCGCUAAGCCAUCGCCUGGUCAGGCUAUACCCUCCAUUGAAACGGUCGCUCAGCCCUCUGCCCCUUCUGCCCAGUGCACGACCAAAAAAAAGCAGCCACCUGCUGCUAAGCCGUUGGCUGAUGAGUCUGCCGCUACCACAAGGGAGCCCUCACCCGGUCCUUCACCCAACCCUAUUGUCAAUGUAACUGGUGGUGCCUCCAGCUGUCAUAUCCCAUACAUGAGGCUUCUCGUCCGGUCCGGUCCGUCCGUUCUCUCGGGUCCAUUCUAG
Molecule: messenger RNA, 2382 nt
Organism: Suillus clintonianus
Lineage: Eukaryota; Fungi; Basidiomycota; Agaricomycetes; Boletales; Suillaceae
Exons: 10
Coding region: 1-2382 (793 amino acids)
Source: RefSeq, a predicted model, not a curated record